Leptinotarsa decemlineata (Colorado potato beetle) is the source of this 449-nucleotide messenger RNA. RefSeq names its product protein CTLA-2-alpha. Lineage: Eukaryota; Metazoa; Arthropoda; Insecta; Coleoptera; Chrysomelidae. The record is from RefSeq and is a predicted model, not a curated record.
AUGCUCAUUCCGUACUACCAGGUUAUAUUCGAAUCAUCCGUCGAACAUCCAAUUCAUUGUCAUAUAAUAUCAACAAAAAUGCAUAUUAAAUUGAUUGUGUUUUGUGUCGUAGCAAUUGCUUUUGCUCAUGCUGUUAGUGAUGGAGAAUGGAACAGCUACAAGCAAAAAUUCAACAAACACUACAACACUCCCCAAGAUGAUGCUCUCCAUCGUUCCAUUUAUGAAAAGAAUGUUCAGGAGAUCAACGCACAUAACCAGAGAUACAAAGCAGGACAAGAAAGCUGGGAGAAGGGUGUAAAUCAAUUCACCGAUAUGACAGAGGAAGAGAGCAAGAGGUCACGUGGAUUCGGACCAAUUAACUAAUGAAUAAUUGGAACUUCCUUUUGUAUAUUCUACUGAUAUUUGUUUCAUAACACCUGAUUCUUUCGAAAAUAUAUUUGCAUAUUACA